GACAACUUUGUUACGACUAGACCACCAAGCGACGUCAUGAACUUUAUUGUGGUGCCGUUUCUCCUAGCGAUUCGACUGCCGACGAACGGGGAUCGAUGGCACAACGGGCCGGAGUACACGUUCAACGUCACCGUGAGCACCAUCUCCGAUUUGGCGACGAGAGAGGAUAGCCUCGCCGGAUCGAGCCUGCUCACCAGCCUCAAGUGCCGUCCCAGAGAGCCCUAUAGGCUCCACUGUCGUUACGAGAACACGAAGCUGACGAAACUCGCGCCGAAGGGCAUAAACGUCGAGUCAGCGAUCCCGCCUGAAGACGCCAUCUACGAGGACUUCUGCUUCGGGAACACGUCCUUCGAGAUAAAGUUCGACGACGAGGGAAUCGACCACUACAGAUUCGAGAACGACGAGGUACGGAUACCUCCCUAUCGGAGGAACUUGUACAGGAUCGUGGCCAAUCAGCUGAACAUCGGCUCCAAGUUUGGCGAGGUCGAGGAGAUCAAGAAACUGGACAACACGACCGUGGGGGAGUGCACCGUCGAUUACAAAAUCACCAAGUCCAAGCUGGACAAACAAUCCGCGGAUGCCGAGUUCCUGUUUACGUGGCCUAUUAAUAUGCGGAUCGAGACGGCGUUGAAGAUCGAGAAAGAGGUGAGGCUGGACGAGUGCAUCCCUCAUCCGGUUUACUUCUUCGGGCCUAGGGCGGACGACGUCGUGCCUACCGGGUCCAUCGAGAAACUGAUAUCGUCCCAUAGCAAGGUUUUCAUCACCGACACAGAGUUCACAUCUGAAAGUGUGAACAACGUCAAAGUUUACGAUACCAACAGAAAAAUAGUAGGAUUCGUGCUCGAUUAUGUUCGCCUCACCUUCGCCGCCGUAGAUCCUGCGACGAGCGACUUCAAGGAAAUAUCGGACACGAUAACAGCUGGCCCAAUAGUGAACAAGCUACGCGAUGUGUGCCUAUAGUUAUCCAUAAUCAGUAUCUAACAACGAUAUUAAGACUAGAUGUUACAUAGUAAAAUUGUUGCAAUAAAGUAUCUUGAUUUCUUUGCGCC
This is a messenger RNA of Hylaeus volcanicus, 1049 nucleotides long. RefSeq lists its product as uncharacterized. The record is from RefSeq and is a predicted model, not a curated record. Gene Ontology annotation, molecular function: lipid carrier activity. NCBI's taxonomy places the organism in Eukaryota, Metazoa, Arthropoda, Insecta, Hymenoptera, Colletidae. Gene Ontology annotation, biological process: lipid transport. The transcript is spliced from 3 exons. Bases 37 to 960 code for a protein of 307 amino acids.